Molecule: messenger RNA, 1211 nt
Organism: Pseudovirgaria hyperparasitica
Lineage: Eukaryota; Fungi; Ascomycota; Dothideomycetes; Acrospermales; Acrospermaceae
Exons: 2
Coding region: 48-1211 (387 amino acids)
Biological process (GO): protein N-linked glycosylation
Cellular component (GO): mannan polymerase complex
Molecular function (GO): alpha-1,6-mannosyltransferase activity
Source: RefSeq, a predicted model, not a curated record
UGGGACACGAUAUCACAUCCGACCUUUUGUACUGUUAUGUAGCAGCCAUGAUUACGUCGAAGCGGGUUGCUCUUGUUGUAGUUGCCAUUCUUACGAUACUUUUCUUCCUCCAUAGCUUACGAUCCUCCUCACCUCAGCAUUCACCCUCCGAUCAAUUGCCUAAGUUUGUAACAUCAACCCGGAGCUCAGCUUCACAACUCAAGGAAGACUUACGUGCCUCCAUGGUAGAAGCGUCUCGAUUUGCAACAGGGAAGGGUAGUGCGGCAGAGUCGCUCAAGUUAUCUUCUCUUCAGAAUCCUUUGAAGGGGCUUGGCACGAGGUCGCUCCGUGAACAGCUUGAAUAUCAAUUUCCAUACGAUCCGCAAUCUAACUUCCCGGCAUACAUUUGGCAGACAUGGAAGCACGACCCGUCGGAGGUGUCCUUCGAGGAAGAAUUCAGAGAGAACGAAAUUAGCUGGACCCAAUUGCACCCAGGCUUCGUACACGAGGUCAUAACGGAUGAUAUCGCGGUGCACUUGUUGCGCCAUCUGUAUGCAUCCUUGCCAGAUGUAUUGGCUGCCUAUCAUGCCCUGCCACUCCCAAUACUCAAGGCUGACUUCUUCCGGUACCUAAUUCUACUUGCACGCGGCGGUAUCUACUCUGACAUUGAUACUGCUGCGCUCAAGCCUGCGACGGACUGGGUUCCUGCUAAGAUUCCAAGAGAUUCCUUCGGUAUGAUCAUAGGUAUCGAGGCCGACCCGGAUCGAGACGAUUGGGCGGAUUGGUACUCCCGGAGAAUACAAUUUUGUCAAUGGACGAUACAAUCAAAGCCUGGUCAUCCUAUACUUCGUGAUGUCGUAGCCAACAUUACGGAAGAGACUCUUCUUCGCAGAGAUCGAGGCCGGCUCUCCAGAGACCACAGAGGCAUAGUCGACUUCACUGGCCCUGCGCUAUGGACUGAUAUCAUCUUCAAGUACUUCAACAAUCCGAGCGUUUUCGAUAUGAGCACGAGCCAGGGCAGCGUAACGUGGCAACAUUUCACGAGGAUUACGAGCGCAAAGAAAGUUGGCGACGUAAUCGUGCUACCCAUUACGAGCUUCUCGCCUGGUGUAAAACAAAUGGGUGCCGGAGAAGAUGACGAUGAUAUGGCAUUCGUUAAGCAUCACUUCGAAGGCACUUUAGACGACCCUUUUACGCCGGAAUCACUCGAUACUAUUAAUAUUCUCGCUUAG